Clarias gariepinus (North African catfish) is the source of this 873-nucleotide messenger RNA. Its product is annotated as butyrophilin-like protein 2. The record is from RefSeq and is a predicted model, not a curated record. The coding region runs from base 1 to 873 and encodes 290 amino acids. Lineage: Eukaryota; Metazoa; Chordata; Actinopteri; Siluriformes; Clariidae. The transcript has 7 exons.
AUGGUCGGGUUACUGUUCGGAGGGUGUAAGUGUGACUCUCGACCACUGAGAUGGGCUUUACUGUUUCUAUCUCUCAGCCAUCAGGCUUCUUCUGAAUAUUUUUCACUGAAGGUUGAGUCUCCAGUCUCAGGGCUCCUUGGUUCCUCUGUGUCUCUGCACUGUGCUGUCACCAACAACAUGGAUGUUCGACCUCUGGAAGUGCGCUGGUACCGUCCUAAUAUGUAUGACACACCGGCUCUGUUCUACAAGGACGCACAGAUCCAGAAAAGUCCUGUAGAUGUUCAGUACCAGGGCAGAGUGUUCCUGUUAGGAGAUCUGGGGAAAGGAGACGUCUCUGUGAACCUGAAGAACCUGACACUAACAGAUAGAGGAAACUAUGUGUGUCAUGUUAGUAGUGCUACCUGGUAUUAUGAGGCCAUAGUGUCCCUCAGACUGAGAGUGGUGGGAUCCACUCCUGUUCUCUCCAUACGUGAAGCAGGAGGAGGGAAGGUGAAUGUUAGCUGUCAGUCACAUGGUUGGGUUCCUGAGCCAUCAAUCACCUGGACACAUAAAGAUGGGAGAGAUCUGAAACAUCUCAGUAACGACAAGUUCACCAACAACUCUGUAGGGACUGUAGAUGUGAGCUCGUGGCUGAUUGUGUCUCCCUCUGAGUCUGAGUGGAUCUCCUGCUCUGUGGGUUUGUCUGAUCAGGAGAGAAAAGAAGACAGAAUAAUGUUACACGUCCCUGCACGUGACACAGAGUCGUUGACUGGAUACAUCAUCAUCAUCAUCAUUCCCGUUCUUCUGGUGCUGUGUGUCGUCGGAAUUGCAGUGUAUUGUGUGCUACGUAAAAAAGAUGAGAACAGUAUUAAGUGUAACAGUACGCCGUCCUGA